This is a messenger RNA of Amphiprion ocellaris (clown anemonefish), 4507 nucleotides long. Its product is annotated as deleted in malignant brain tumors 1 protein-like. The record is from RefSeq and is a predicted model, not a curated record. Bases 59 to 3838 code for a protein of 1259 amino acids. NCBI's taxonomy places the organism in Eukaryota, Metazoa, Chordata, Actinopteri, Pomacentridae. Gene Ontology annotation, cellular component: membrane. The transcript is spliced from 17 exons.
CAGCUGCAUCGUCCAGGUGAGAACAUCUGCAGCCUCUGGUCUGCUCUGAAGACUCAACAUGAACUUUAUUUCUGCUCUUCAGCUGCUCAUAGGUCUGAUGAACCUGCUGCUGCUCUCAGACUGUGAGAAGAUCAAGCUGGUGGGUCCGACCCGGUGCUCCGGCCGGGUAGAGGUCUUCCACAGGGACAGCUGGGGGACGGUGUGCGACGACCACUGGAGCAUCACCAACGCCGAGGUGGUCUGCAGGGAGAUGGACUGUGGGACGGUGAUCGAGGCCAAGAGAGGAGCGUUCUUCGGCGAAGGGAAAGAGCAGAUCUGGCUGGACGACGUUCAGUGCACCGGAUCAGAGUCCUCCAUCCUAAAGUGUCCUCACAGAGCCCUGGGAGUCAACAACUGUGGACACGGAGAGGACGCCGGCGUCGUCUGCUCAGACUUUGUGCGUCUCAUGAACGGCAGUAACCGCUGUAACGGCAGGGUGGAGGUCUACCAGGGAGGACACUGGAAGAAGGUCUGCAGCAGCGACUGGACCAAGGAGGAUGCCGACGUGGUCUGUAGAGAGAUCAGCUGUGGAAGUCCUCUGUCCCAGACCAUCCCAUCACACUUUGGAGAAGCUCACAACCUGAACGGAGUGAAAACCCAGUGUGUUGGAAACGAGAGUUCCAUCUCAGAGUGCUCCCACCAGGACACCUCAGAGAGCUGCACCGACGCUACCGUAGUCUGCACCAACAGUAAGCCGAUCCGUCUGGUGAACGGAACCAACCGAUGCUCGGGUCGGGUGGAGGUGUACCACCAGGGCCAGUGGGGGACGGUCUGUGACGACCGAUGGGGGAUGCAGGAAGCAGCCGUCACCUGCAGGGAGAUGAACUGUGGCAACGCUCUGAGCGUGAAGUAUAAGGCCUUCUUCGGCGGCGGUCGGGAUCAGGUGUGGCUGGACGACAUCGAGUGUACCGGUCACGAGAAGACCAUCGCCGACUGUCCACACCGAGGCUUUGGAGAACACGACUGUGAUCACAGCGAGGACGCCGGCGUGGUUUGCUCAGAGUCAGUCCGACUGAUGAAUGGUACCGACAGCUGCUCUGGCAGGGUGGAGGUUCUCCAUGACGACCACUGGGGCAGAAUCUGCAAUAAUAACUGGGGCAAUAGGGAGGCUGCCAUAGUGUGUAAAGAGCUCAACUGUGGAGCUCCAAAUAAGGUCCAGGAAAUGUUUGGCGACAGCACCCUGAGGGCCUUCAGCAGCAGAUGUUCUGGGAAUGUGAGCUCCAUCAGCCAGUGUGGACUUCAGGAACACAGUGGAAGCUGUCGAGGUGUUUCUGUUUCCUGUCGAGGGAGUCCGACUGUGAGGCUGGUUAAUGGAACCGACCGGUGUUCUGGUCGGGUGGAGGUUCUGCAUGAUGGUCAGUGGGGAACCGUGUGUGAUGAUGAGUGGGACAUCAAGGACGCUCAGGUGGUCUGCAGAGCCAUGGACUGUGGAACCGCUCAGACCGCCAAGUCCGGCGCCUUCUUCGGUGAAGGUCAGGGAGACAUCUGGCUGGACGAUGUCAACUGUUUCGGAAACGAGACAUCGCUGCAGCACUGCAAGAGGCCUUCGUUUGGAGAGAACAACUGUGGACACAGUGAGGAUGCUGGUGUGAUCUGUUCAGCCACCAUCAGACUGAUCAAUGGGACGGACGAGUGUUCUGGUCGGGUCGAGCUGCACCACGGAGGACACUGGGCGUCCGCCAGCAGCGUUAACUGGGGCAUGAAUGAAGCUACAGUGGUGUGCAGGGAGAUGAACUGUGGAGACCCGGUGAAGGUGUUGGGUUCCUACGGUGCAGGUGGAGAGCAGAGAGGCUACCAGGUGAGCUGCAGUGGCAGAGAGAUGUCGCUGACGCUCUGCAGCCUCCGAGAAUAUCCAUCCGGCAGCCGCAUCCAGGAGGCAGCAGUCCAGUGUUCAGGUAGCGUAAAGUUGGCCGACGGGCCGAACCGCUGCGUGGGCAGGGUGGAGUUCUACAACAACGGCCAGUGGGGGACGGUUUGUGGAGAAUCCUGGGACAUCAAUGAUGCCACGGUGGUCUGCAGACAGCUGGACUGUGGAAGAGCUCAUAAGAUCACCACCAUGUCGGAGUACGGCCAGGGAACCGGGACCACCUGGAUCGAUCAGAUCGAGUGUAGCGGUAUGGAGUCCAGCCUGCCUCAGUGUCCUCAGAGACCCUUCACCGACAAGACCUGCAACACCUCCUCAGUGGCUGGAGUCAUCUGCACAGGUAGCCUGGAGGUCCGGUUGGCCAACGGUAAGGACGAGUGUUCUGGUCGGGUGGAGGUCCGUCACGGAGACGUCUGGUCCACGGUGUGUGACGCUGGCUGGACGGUGGAUAAAGCCCAGGCGGUGUGUGAUCUCCUGGAGUGUGGACGGGCCAUGACCGUUCCUGGAGCCACUCAGUUCGGUCAGGGCAGCGGCUCGGUGGCGACGGCCGACGACUGUUUCAGCAACGCCACCAACCUGCAGCAGUGUUCAGCCAGAGGGUUCAGAACGGCAACGUGUGGACACCAACAGGAUGCUGGAGCCGUCUGUGCAGCUCAGGUCCGUCUGGCCGGCGGCGCCACCCAGUGUUCCGGUCGAGUGGAGGUGUUCUAUAAGGGCCAGUGGGGAACCGUCUGUGAUGAUGAGUGGGAGCUGAGUGGAGCUGACGUGGUCUGCAGACAGCUGGGAUGUGGUCAUGCCAUCUCCGCCCCCACCAGUGCCCACUUCGGCCAGGGUUCUGGUCCCAUCUGGCUGGACAACGUGGAGUGUUCCGGCCAGGAGUCGGCACUGUCGCACUGCACCCAUCUGGGCUUUGGAGAACACAACUGUGGACACGGAGAGGAUUCCAGCGCCAUCUGUCUGGGUGCUCUGGCCAAGCCUCAGAUCGCCUUAUAUCCAGCUCCGGAGGUCAACUGGGGCGAUAAGGUGGAGAUCACCUGCACCGUGGUCACCGAACAGCUGGGAGGAACCUUCGUCCUGAAGAAGCUCCAGGAUUCGUUCCAGAUGGAGAAGUUCUCCGACCACGACACGGCCACCUUCACCUUCCCUGCAGCGGACUUCAGUCAGAGAGGAUCGUACUUCUGUGAAUACCAGAAGAAGCUUCCCACUCAGGUCAUCUACUAUCCUCAAGGAAACACGGUGGACCUCUCCGUCACAGUGAAGCUGGAGAAGCCCACCAUCUCGCUGUCUUCUCCUCAUGCCAUGGUGGUCUACAGCCCAGACAAGGUGUCCGUCACUCAGGGCAGCUCCUUCUCCGUCACCUGUUCCACCCACUCCAGGUAUCCUGGAGGGUUCUUCUACUUGACCCGGUCCAACAAAACCACCAGGGAGUCCAAGCCGGCGUUCGGUCACUCCAUCUUCUACCUGGCCUACUUCGAGUUCCCGUCCUUAGAGCCGGAACAUCAGGGAGAAUAUACCUGCGUCUACGGCCUGAACAUCUCCUCGCUGUCCUUCUGCUCAGUUCCCUCCAAGUCUCUGCAAGUCACCGUGAUCUCUCCCUCGUCAUCCCCAGUGGUCGGAGGAAUUGUGGGUUUUCUGGUGGUUCUGGUUCUGCUGCUGGUCGUUGGUUUCCUGGUGUGGAGGAGGAGAUGCAGAGGUUCUGGAGUCAUGGUUCAGUUCAGGAGCAGGUUUGAAGAAGCAUUGAAACGAGACAUGGAGGACAGAAGCAACGGAGCUCUGGAUGGAAGAGAACGCAGUAACCAGCUGUAUGAACCUGGACCGAGUCGCAGCUCCGAGGAGAAAGCUGCUGAAGAGGACUCUGAGAAUGUAGUGGACAGAGUUCCUGAAGAUCUGGCUGGAAGAGUCUGCUACGAGCUGGAACCUCUGGUGGUCUCCUGAUCUGUUUAACAGUUUUAGAGAUCAAACCUUCAGUGAACAGCUGUGUUCUUCAGUGAUUCCAGUCAUGAAUAUUCUCUGAGCAGGAGGUUCUGGUAGAGUUCUGGAAGAAGCCUUUAAGGUUGAAGUUUCCUCCAGGAGACGUGAUUGAGUUUCCUGAGCUUAAAGAACAUCUAACACCAGGCUGGUAGAGUUUCACAAACAUCUGCAGCUGGAACAUCAGCUUUAUUGUUCUGCUGAUCGUUCCGCAACACUUUAACAGAAAUUAAAUCCUAAUCUUCCUCAUGUUCUGAGAUGCUGCUUCUCUGAUCAGAUUCUCUUCACUUUAUUUGUUUUUUGGGACCUAAAACUAAGUUCUGUCAGAUAUUUAGUCUGAAUUUGGAGAAAUUUAAAUGUUUUCUGAAACCGGUGAAGUUCAUCUCUGAACAGCUGAUGGAACCUGAAGAACACAAACUGGACAUGAAGACUUUUCUGGAGAUUCAGUAUUUUAAGAGAAAAGAUAAACUUUAUGAAACUUUAAGACUUUCUGGAGAGUAAAAACCCCAAAAACCAAUAAAUGAAGAGAAUCACAGGAAACGGAUUCAGUCUGAACCAUGAAAUGAUUUUUAUUCUUUUAUUGAUGAUUAUUGGAUGUUUGUGAUGCUGAUCAAUAAAUGUUUCUUAUGUUUUUGA